Molecule: messenger RNA, 1739 nt
Organism: Pogona vitticeps (central bearded dragon)
Lineage: Eukaryota; Metazoa; Chordata; Lepidosauria; Squamata; Agamidae
Gene: SMOC2
Product: SPARC related modular calcium binding 2
Biological process (GO): extracellular matrix organization
Cellular component (GO): basement membrane
Molecular function (GO): heparin binding; extracellular matrix binding; calcium ion binding
Source: RefSeq, a predicted model, not a curated record
GUAGUCUCCGAUCCGGUCCGGCUCUGCAGCGCUUGAGCUGCCAGGGAGAGGCAGGCAGGCAGCCGCUCCGUGCCCGGGAGGAGAACGGCGGGACUGCCCCAGCCGGCCGACGGGGCCAGAAGGGGGCACCAGCCAACAAGGGGCAUCGGCGGAUCGAGAACCGCCGGCGCGAUCGAGCGCGAUCAGCUCCGUAGCAGCAAAUUGUUCCCGCUGCUCGUUCCCUUCCCAACCCUGACCCAGGAGCCGGGGGCGGGGUGGGGGGUAGGGGGCAGAGAGAGGAGAGCCCCGGCAGGCCAAGAAGGGAAGAGACUGCAAAGGAAGCGGAGGCGCCCGGCCAAGGUCAGGAUCGGGAUCAGGAUCGGGCCACGGAGAAGCCGCGCUCCGGCUCCAGGAUGCUCAUCUUGCUUCCGCCCUGGUUGCUCCUGCUGGAGCUGCUGCUGCUCCCGGUGCCGGCUCACAAGUUCUCCGCGCUCACGUUUUUGCGAGUGGAGCAAGACAAGGACAAAGAAUGCAGCCUGGAAUGCACGGGAUCUCCUCAGAAGUCAUUGUGUGCUUCCGAUGGCAGGACUUUCCUGUCCCGCUGUGAAUUUCAACGGGCCAAAUGCAAAGAUCCUCAGCUAGAUAUUGCCUACAGGGGCAACUGCAAAGAUGUUUCAAGAUGUGUGGCAGAGAGGAAGUACACUCAGGAACAAGCGCGCAAGGAGUUCCAGCAAGUUUUUAUUCCAGAAUGCAAUGAUGAUGGCACUUACAGCCAGGUUCAGUGCCACAGUUAUACAGGCUAUUGUUGGUGUGUCACUCCGAAUGGUCGUCCAAUCAGUGGUACAGCUGUGGCACAUAAAACUCCACGUUGUCCAGGUUCUUUGAAUGAGAAGUUGCCUCAGCGAGAAGGGACAGGGAAAGCAGAUGAUGCCUCAGCUCCUGCACUGGAGACUCCACCCCAAGGAGAUGAAGAAGAUAUAGCUUCUCGUUAUCCUACAUUAUGGACUGAACAAGUAAAGAGCAGACAGAAUAAGACCAAUAAAAAUUCUGCAGCAGCAUCAUGUGACCAGGAACUCCAGUCAGCAUUAGAAGAAGCCAAGCAACCCCAAAAAGACAAUGUAUUCAUUCCAGAAUGUGCCAGUGGUGGCCUUUACAAACCAGUGCAGUGUCAUCCUUCUACUGGAUACUGUUGGUGUGUCCUUGUUGAUACAGGACGCCCUAUACCUGGUACAUCAACAAGAUAUGAACAACCCAAGUGUGAUAACAGUGCCAGAGCUCAUCCAAGCAAAACAAAAGACUUAUUCAAAGGGCGCCAGCUUCAAGGUUGUCCAGGAGCCAAGAAGAAUGAGUUCCUGACCAGUGUUCUAGAUGCACUCUCCACAGAUAUGGUGCAUGCAGUGUCUGAUCCUUCAUCCAGCAGGCUUUCAGAACCAGAUCCAAACCAUACUCUGGAAGAGAGAGUGGUCCACUGGUAUUUUAAACAGCUGGAUAAAAAUGGUAGUGGUGACAUUGGAAAAAAAGAAAUCAAACCAUUUAAGAGAUUCCUGAGGAAAAAAUCUAAGCCCAAGAAAUGUGUGAAGAAAUUUGUGGAAUAUUGUGAUGUGAACAAUGACAAAUCCUUAACAGUUCCAGAACUAAUGGGCUGCUUGGGUGUAACAAAGGAAGACAAUAAAGCAGACACAAAGAAACGCCACACUCCCAAACAUAAUGCUGAAAGUACUCCUUCCAAUAGACAGCAAACCUCAAAGAAACAAGGCUGA